AUGGACAUAAAGGUAAAAUAUAAAGCCGAUACUUAUAAUUAUCAGAUCAAAAAGGCUACCUCCAAUAGCGGGUUUAUAAAGCAACUCGCUAAAGACUUAAAUUUAGAUUCUUGCUCCAUUAAAUUAAUAUAUAAAGGAAAAAACUUGGCAAAUUCUAAAGGUAAGAUAAUUGAUGAAGGAAUAACCGAAGGCGCCACUCUAUUACUAUUUGCGGUAGAUAAAUCAGCAAAACUAUCGAAACCCAAAAGAUCAAGUGAUAAAAAACGAUCAAAAAUUUCAAGCGCAAUGUACGAAGAAAUCCCUAUACCAGAAAUAGUUAAGAAAGGACCUCCUCCUGGGUGUAUGGAUGGCCUUCAUACUCCAGUUUCGAAAUUUCCUAAGCAGCCAUUUGUUGUUUAUACGAAAGAUGGCAGCAUUGCAAAACUUUCUAUAGAGUCUGAUGCAAUAUUUGUUGAAGCUAAGGACGGAAACAAAGAAAGACUGUUUGAUGUUACAUAUAAUUCAGAAAGAACCAAAGAAGUACCAAAUUAUCCGAAUUACAUCUCUUUAUGCUUGAAUACUAAUGAUGAAAUGAGAGUUUAUCAUUAUAUUCCGAAGCAAUAUCAAAAUAUUUUCAAAGAUUUUUUCACUUCACUGAUGAAAUGA
Trichomonas vaginalis G3 is the source of this 645-nucleotide messenger RNA. Its product is annotated as negative regulation of ER-associated ubiquitin-dependent protein catabolic process. NCBI's taxonomy places the organism in Eukaryota, Parabasalia, Trichomonadida, Trichomonadidae. The transcript has a single exon. Gene Ontology annotation, molecular function: protein binding. The record is from RefSeq and is a predicted model, not a curated record. The coding region runs from base 1 to 645 and encodes 214 amino acids.